CGAGAAGAGGAGCCGCGCGAGAAGCACGCACGAGCUCGAAGACACAAUGUCUCCGCUCUUCGCCGCCAUCUUUUUGUUAGGCUUGAGCGUGGCCAACGCCAUCAACUUCAAAACUGUCUACCAGUGGGAUAAACUUGAUUACGUCUGGCCAUCAGAAGCAAGCAGUUCAAUUGAACGGAUUAAGCAAAAUUUUAAACCCGAGGAUGUUGCUCUUGAAUUCAUGGCCGUUUUUCGAGAAAGACUUUUUCUAAGCCUUCGUAUAAAAUCUGGAAUUCCCGUCACCCUGGUGUCGCUGCCAAUCACAUCGACUGCUCCUCCGAAGCUUGCUCCUUUCCCUUCCUGGGACUUACACAAAUUAGACAAGUGCGACACAAUUCAGAGGGCCUACGGAAUGGAAGUGGACACUGAGGGUCGGUUGUGGCUGCUUGACAACGGUAGCGGCAAUUGUAACAGCAAACUUUGGAUAUUCGACCUGCUGAACAACGACACCAUAGAGCGCGUUCACAAGUUCCCGGAUAUAAUUGUCUCUUAUUCAACGGGAGCGUGGAUGCAUGAUAUAGCGCUCGACAAGACGUCAGACGAUUACCUAGCGUACAUCACGGACUCAUUUUCCGAGCACCUCAUAGUUUACAGCCGAAAAAUGGACAAAUCCUGGUCAGUUAAAACCCCAGAGAGAAAAUGGCAAUACUUGGCCCUGUCUCCUAGCAGAGAGUCGUUGUACCUGAUUGAAUCAAUAGGUUCCAAAGACCUGUACUCGGUGUCUGUUUCUGAGCUGAAGAAUGGAGGCGGACGCGCUGCUGUCAAAUUUAUCGGCGAAUUUGCUAGAGGACCUUUCAGAAUGUUAAUCGACAAUGCCAAUAUCUUGUAUGCAGCUUUUUACGGCCAGAAUUACAUCUCGAAAUGGAAUAUUUCGGAGCCCUUUCGUGAGCAGCGAUUUUAUGAGAUCGAAUAUCAGGGUGCUGAUCGGCCAUUUGCUUUUGCUCUGGACACGAAUGGAACUUUAUGGAUGACGGUGAGAAGUGGAUUCUAUUCGGAGAAAAAGCACAAACUGAUUAAGGCUGCAGUCGGCACAAGAUCACAAUAAUUUAACGCGUCGCUAUAGAAAUCCUUCGGAUGUCGUGAAAAGCAGGCAAACGACGACAGUUCUAUCUUUGCGUGGCUGACCUUGCGGAUGUCUAUACUAAUAUGACUAAUGGAAACUAUAACAUCUUUUGCAUUAAUAUAAAUAGUUAAUUAAA
Molecule: messenger RNA, 1238 nt
Organism: Cloeon dipterum
Lineage: Eukaryota; Metazoa; Arthropoda; Insecta; Ephemeroptera; Baetidae
Product: protein yellow-like
Exons: 5
Coding region: 47-1084 (345 amino acids)
Source: RefSeq, a predicted model, not a curated record